Diospyros lotus (date-plum) is the source of this 318-nucleotide messenger RNA. RefSeq lists its product as uncharacterized. The transcript has a single exon. The record is from RefSeq and is a predicted model, not a curated record. NCBI's taxonomy places the organism in Eukaryota, Viridiplantae, Streptophyta, Magnoliopsida, Ericales, Ebenaceae. The coding region runs from base 1 to 318 and encodes 105 amino acids.
AUGGCUGUAGCUGAUUUAGAUAUGGCAUUACUCUAUGAUAAGCCAUCUGAUCCUACUGCUGAGAGUACCACUGAAGACAAAACUGCUUUUGCUGAGUGGGAGAGAUCAAAUCGGUUGUGCAUGGUGAUUAUGAAAAGAACUAUAGCUGAGGAUCUGCUUAGUGGUUUACCUACUGAUGGGGCUGCCAAGGAAUUUUUUGCUGCUGUGGGACAACGAUUCCAAAUAUCCAAUAAUGCUGAAGCUUCAUCUCAUUGUAUGAUGGAAUUGAAUGGUAUGAGAUAUUCUAAAACUGGAGGGGUUAGAGAUUAUGUCCUCUAG